Molecule: messenger RNA, 2644 nt
Organism: Castor canadensis (American beaver)
Lineage: Eukaryota; Metazoa; Chordata; Mammalia; Rodentia; Castoridae
Gene: Isy1
Product: ISY1 splicing factor homolog
Biological process (GO): generation of catalytic spliceosome for second transesterification step
Source: RefSeq, a predicted model, not a curated record
CACAGGGACUCUGGCAUGCAUUUAUUUAUUUUUUUGUGGUUUGAACUGAGGGCCUCGCACUUGCUAGAACUGCACCCUACCACUUGAGCCAUGCCCUCAAUCCACAAUACAUUAAUUUCUGUAACAUUUUUGAGAAUUCAUCCGGGAAGGGCUGCAGCAGAAAUCUCAGGCUCCUGGGCACCAAGUGGGAGAAGCGACAGAUUUAGGGCUUCUGGCCCAAAGCGCCACUGGUCAUCAAGUUACACACUCACUUCCCAGCUGCCGGAGAUAGGAAGAUGGACACCCAGCAGGGUGGCCCUAUUCCCACUUUAGAAGAUCCCGCAGGCUGUUCUGAGUACUUGUCCUGCCAGCCCCGAACGGCGCCUCCUGGCUGCAGCCCGGGUGCGUAUCACUGGCUAGGUCUCCAAACAGGAAAAGGUGAACUCGCCCAGGCAGGCCCUAGCUCCAGUUCCACAUCGCGGCCCACCUUGAUGCCGAGGCCGUGUGAGAGCCCACCGCCAUUCCUAGCGGAGGUCUCUGCGGUCUUCUGCCCAGCGCCAGGCCAUCACGCUGACCGCAUCUCUGGGACGACUUAUCAAUCGCCUAGCCACCCUCUCCCCAUGAGGUGGCAUUCUUUCCCCCUCCCCCACACUAACUUCGGACUUUGGAGGAGGGUGGCCUCAAGAACUGGCUCGCCCCGCCGCCCCGAAGCCGGUACCCUGACUAGCUACCGCCCAGUCCCCUGGUCCCGUCCCUGGCCUAGUGAUGACAGUUUAGAGAUGAGUUUCCAAAAAGGGCCAUCAGAAGAAUUAAGAUGGACAAUUCCGGCGGCAUCUGCCCAAUAGUACCAAGCGAUCCCAGCAGCCACACAGCCAGCAAUUAACGCGAGAAAUGCUUGUUGCCGCGAGAACUAAACUGGCUGUCAGAAAGCCUCCAGUCACUACGCAAUCCUAAUUUUGCCAAGCACCCUCCCCCACGACGUCGGCGCGCGAUGACGCACUGUACGCAAGCCACGGGAAGGAAGCCCACAGGAGCGCGCCUACAUUUCUUUCCGCUCUCGGUUCUCCACAGUCUCUUCCUGUUCCUCACUUCCGGUCCCUUCCGUUUAUCUUUCCGACAAAAAGACCAGUCUCUGUUGGCAGUUAGGAUCUUCAGUUCCUGCGAGGAUCCGCCUUGUCGGAGGCGGUCGACCUUCCUGGCCCGCAGCCGCGUGGCGCCCGGGAGGCGCCCUCUCCCGCAUCAUGGCCCGAAAUGCAGAAAAGGCCAUGACGGCCUUAGCAAGAUUUCGCCAAGCUCAGCUGGAAGAGGGAAAAGUGAAGGAACGAAGACCCUUCCUUGCUUCUGAAUGUACCGAGUUGCCCAAAGCUGAGAAGUGGAGACGACAGAUCAUUGGAGAGAUAUCAAAAAAAGUAGCUCAGAUUCAGAAUGCUGGUUUAGGUGAAUUCCGAAUUCGAGACCUGAAUGAUGAAAUUAACAAGCUGCUGAGGGAGAAAGGACACUGGGAGGUCCGGAUAAAGGAGCUGGGUGGCCCUGACUAUGGAAAAGUUGGCCCUAAAAUGCUGGAUCAUGAAGGUAAAGAAGUCCCAGGAAACCGAGGCUACAAGUACUUUGGAGCAGCAAAGGAUUUGCCUGGUGUUAGAGAGCUGUUUGAAAAGGAACCCCUUCCUCCUCCCAGGAAGACGCGUGCUGAGCUCAUGAAGGCCAUCGAUUUUGAGUACUAUGGUUACCUGGAUGAAGAUGAUGGCGUUAUUGUGCCUUUGGAACAAGAAUAUGAAAAAAAACUCAGAGCUGAGCUAGUGGAAAAAUGGAAAGCAGAGAGAGAGGCCCGGUUGGCAAGAGGAGAAAAGGAAGAGGAAGAGGAGGAGGAAGAGGAGGAAGUCAACAUCUAUGCUGUCACCGAGGAGGAGUCUGAUGAGGAGGGCAGCCAGGAGAAAGGAGGGGAGGAUGGACAGCAGAAGUUCAUUGCUCAUGUGCCGGUGCCAUCACAGCAGGAGAUUGAGGAGGCGCUUGUACGAAGGAAGAAAAUGGAACUGCUCCAGAAGUAUGCGAGUGAGACCCUGCAGGCUCAGAGUGAAGAAGCCAGGAGACUCCUGGGGUAUUAGGGAAAGCAGAGCUAUCCUUGGAGUCUGGAAGAUCUCGUGAAGCCUGUGACCCCCCACCACAGGACCACCUGCUUGCACAGCCACCCCAGGCUGGCUGGCGCUGUAAGGUCCCUGAACCUUUCUCAUCUUUCUUUCUUUUACCUUUUCUGGGCUCUGUCCCCUAUCUCCCUGAUAGGCUGUCUUGUUCCGAACACUGCAGCUGUCACUUUUGUACAAAUGAAUCCAUUAAUUUUUAUAUAGAGUGUGUACAACAGGGUGCCAGGUUGGCUGCUUGUGUUUUACUCUGCCUUGGACUGUGAUUUUGGGAGGAGAAGAAUCAAUUAAGAGGCCAACAUUAAAAAAUGUGAUUUUUCUACUUCUUUUGAAAACUGAGAUGAUGUGUCUAUCCAAGACUGAAUCCCAGGUUCUAUAGCCAGAGCCAUUGAGGUGCUGGCCACUGCUCUGCUUUUCCAUGAGGCCCUCAGCUUGCUUCACCCUCUCCCUGUGGGGGAGGCAGGAAUGUUGAGCUUGCAACUUCUGUUUUAUAACCUGUUCUGAGGAAGGUUGUUUUUAUUAAAGAUUUU